This is a messenger RNA of Colletotrichum destructivum, 3108 nucleotides long. RefSeq lists its product as uncharacterized. The transcript has 4 exons. The record is from RefSeq and is a predicted model, not a curated record. The coding region runs from base 33 to 1439 and encodes 468 amino acids. Lineage: Eukaryota; Fungi; Ascomycota; Sordariomycetes; Glomerellales; Glomerellaceae.
AGUGGAAUUCCAAGAUCGGUUCUACACACAAAAUGGGUUCAAGUUGCCAACUGACGCUGCUCGCCAAGUCCGAGUUGGCGCCCGACGCUCGACGAGAGCACCGCAUCAACGCCAACUCGUUCCAGCAGGACGCGCUGACGACCUUCAACGGCUGGCAGUACGCCUGCUUCUACGCGCACAAGGAUGCCGACAGCGACGUCCUCCUGGUCAGCCUCGCGCGGCGGCCCGUCGGAGACUCACUCGGCAGCUGGGAGACGUUGACCUUUGCAGACUACGAGCAGACGGCGGACGACGGGCACAACACCAUCUCGAUAGGCGUCUGCGCCGGGGACGGCUCCAUCCACGUCUCCUUCGACCACCAUUGCGAUCCUCUGCACUACCGCAUGUCGGUGCAAGGCGUCGCGACGAACCCAGCUGCGCACCAGUGGACGCCGUCGUUGUUCAGCCCGACUCACAACCAGUUGCCGGGCUACACUCGCACCGGCCAGCUGGGCAUCGAGAAGCUCUUCCUCGAGACGACGUACCCCCGGUUCCUACGCGUCGACGACGAUCUGCUUCUGACCUACCGCAUUGGCAUAGCCGGCGCGGGAUCCGAUCACCUAUUUAGAUACAGUAGCAAGACUCAGUCGUACUCGUACGUCGGCCAGUUCCUCACGGGUGUCAAGAACAACCCGUACAUCAACGGCAUCUCGUACGCGCUCGGGCGCAUCCACGUGUCCGGGACCUACCGUGGAUUCGUCUGGUACGAGGGCGUCGACGACCCCGAGGCGAGGCUGCACACCGUCCAGGCCGGACCCAAUGGGCCCGAGAAUAACCACAAUUUAUUCUACGUCAACAGCGACGACGGAGGCAAGACAUUCAACAACACACGCGGCGAACGCCUCGCCAACCUCGAGCUCGGCGAGACCGUGUUCCCCGACGGCGAGGACCUCAUCGUCUUCGACAUACCCAUGAACAGCGGCAUCCUGAACCAGGAGGCGCAGGCGGCCGACGGCGACGGCGGGUUCCACGUGCUGAACCGCGAGAACGAGGUCUGGAUGCACUACUACCGCAGCCCGGAGGCAGGCGAAUGGAGCCGGCACGUGCUGCCGGACGACCUCCGACCGACGCGGACGGGCGCGCGCGGGGACGUUGUCGCUGUGCUGGGCGGUGGCGGCGUCGUGUUUGCGCUGCCGGGGAACCGGGAUGACACGCUCACAGUGCUGGGCGCCCGGCUGCCUCGGAAGAAGAAGGACGGUGGCGGCGGCGGUGACGAAGCCGAGGGCCAGGGGUUCGAGUUCGAGUAUGUGACCCUAUGGCGGGGGGACGGGUUCUCGGGAGAGCCGCAGAUCGAGGCGUAUGAGUCGGGGGCGCAGCAGAUGGUUUCCAUCUACACGCGGACCGAGGGGGAGAAAAGACAGGUUGUGGUAUUGGACUUUGUCUUGGAUGGGAGUUUGUGAUGGAUGGAUGGAUGGAUGGAUGGAGACGACGACGGCCUGCUACAAGAGCUCAAAGGACCGAGAGUCGAUGAGCGAGAGGAUGAGAGGAGCAGUGGAAGAGGCGGGAAACUGCAGAGAGUCUCUUCGGCAUCUUGCGUGGUUUGCUGCGUCGUUGGCCGAAACAAAAGUCUCUAGAUGCAACGUGCCGUCGUACGAGGCAAACAGAAGCAAGAAAUCAGAAACACGGAUGGGAUGAUUUUUGUUUGCCCUGGUUGCCCUUCCCUCCCCCCCCCCCCGGGGCCGGGAGAGGGAGGGAGCGGUGUGGCUGCGUUGACUUGCGUUUGUCCGAAUGAAGCAAAGAUAGAACAACGGAGACCCAUCCGAGUUGACAAGUGAGACAUUGAGGGAGAUCGUCAUGUCGGGCAUUUUGCUUCCUCCGCUGCCCAAGUGCAAGUUGGGUUGUGAGUCAAGCGACUCUCCUCCCACUGCAACAUCCAUCCAUCCAUCCAUCCAUCCAUCCACAUCACCCGCCAUUUGUCCGUCUAGCCUCCGCGUAUGUUGUGCCUGAAGAACCACCACGAGAAACACGCAAACCAAACCAAACAUGCAAGCAAUCUGUUGGAUCUCAUGUACGUAUCGUGACACGCUCGUCCAAUGACGGACUCCCACGACUGGAUGGUCUUCCAGUCUCGGGCCAGAAUCCCCCAUCAUUGUAUACCGGUUAUCGGCAAGGAGCAACAGCAAUAGCUCCCAACCAACCAACCAGCCAGACGAGGCCAGAGACCAGGAUAACCAACCAGGAGACGACAGCAACGACGGCCGAGAGAAAACCGUCCGAUCCCUGUCUCGCAUGGCUCGGCCGCCGGCCCAGCCACCACCACCGGGAGUUCCCAGAGUCCCUCUGAUCGCUGAUAGGCCCGCGGCCGGCGAACAUGGCCAUCCCGCGGGCCUUGAAGAGGGCCGGGAAACCCUCCCCGUCGCACUCGAACAAGCAGCCACACGGCAUAUUGCCCGGGGUUUGCUUUUGGGGCUUUCGUGCCAAUGCGGCGCUACUGUGCCUAACCUCGUGUUGGCGACCCUUCUGGGGUUCUCUCUCUCUCUCUCUUUCGUUCCCGACAGGAAGAGGGGGUUCAUUUAUAGCGCGCCAACAGCUAUCCUAGGACCCCUGACCAGCCCUAAAGCCCCUCAUCUCUGGAGUCUCUGAUCUGUGUGGCUGGGUGGUUUAUUCUUUUUUUAUUUUAUUUUUUUUACCUCCUGUUCCCUAAUCACGGGUUUGCGGUCUCUUGAGGAGUCGGCGAACGCAUGCAUGCCUUUCUCCCCAAUCCCCCCCCCUUGCCAUGCCCCUGUCGCAGCGAGCCGGCCCUUGAAUCAUGACUGACUCUGGCGGGAGAGGGAGAGACGAGACUUUAUGGUUCGUGGACACCGGGCGAACCACUCAGAGAGACAGCCAGACGCCCAGCCAUCCUUUUCUCAUCUCACACACCAGAGAGAGAUCUCACCCACUGUGCUGUGCCCAUGUUUGUCUGCUCCCCCAGUCUCUCUCUCUCUCUCUCUCAGUCCAGUCUUGUAUCCUUUCGAGUGCCUGUAUGUUGAGCGGCCUCCGGGUCUCGCUUCCGCCCGCCAAGAGGGGAGGGGUGUGUGUGUGCCAGGAUUGGCGUGCAGAGAGGAGAAUAUCGCCUGCAGCCCCCAU